Molecule: messenger RNA, 1804 nt
Organism: Vicia villosa (hairy vetch)
Lineage: Eukaryota; Viridiplantae; Streptophyta; Magnoliopsida; Fabales; Fabaceae
Product: trihelix transcription factor ASIL2
Exons: 1
Coding region: 342-1490 (382 amino acids)
Cellular component (GO): nucleus
Molecular function (GO): transcription cis-regulatory region binding
Source: RefSeq, a predicted model, not a curated record
ACCAGGGCAGUGAAGUAACACCAGAUACCAACUGAGCCGGUGACGGAGUUUCCAUACCAAUCCAAUCAUAUUCAACCACGUCAUCACUCCUUCCUUUAACGUCACCCACGUGUCGACGGUCACCGUCAACUCACCCUCUUCCGUCAAAAAACGUUACCAAUAUCGAAAAAAUAAAAUACAAAAACAAAAAUAAACGUAACAAACCACGAAAAGACGUCGGUAAUAUUGAUUCUCGCCGGCCAAAAUUUUAAAAAUAAAUAAAUAAAACCCUAAACUAUUUCUCUCUCUCUCUCUCUAACUACUUUCUCUCUCCUUUCUGUUGAAUCGGCGGUGAGGUUGUUAUGGACGACGACGACGAGAUCCACUCCAAUCCAUCGCCGUUGAGCGGAUCUCCGGUGUCGUCACCUGGAGCAAAAGGUCGGAUUUCGGUGACGGUUGCGGCCCCUGCGCCGCUACAAGAACAUCCGGUGGUGAACAGCUAUGCAUUAGCGCUUCCGAUUCAGAAUCAGGCGGCGAGAGGAAGCAACGGUGGAGGGAGGGAGGAUUGCUGGAGCGAAGGCGCGACGGCGGUGCUGAUCGAGGCGUGGGGAGAGAGGUACCUUGAAUUGAGCAGAGGGAAUCUGAAGCAGAAGCAUUGGAAGGAGGUGGCGGAGAUCGUUAACGGGAGAGAGGAUUAUUUAAAGGCGCCGAAAACUGAUAUCCAGUGCAAGAACCGGAUCGAUACGGUCAAGAAGAAGUACAAAUCGGAGAAAGCUAAGAUCGCUGCCUCCGGCGGCGUUGUAGCUAGUAAAUGGCCGUUUUAUGACCGGUUAGAAUACCUGAUCGGUCCAACCGCCAAGGCCACCGGCGUCACAGGUGCUAGCACUUCUGGAAACAGUAAUUUGCCACCGCAGAAAGUUCCGUUAGGAAUUCCGGUGAAUCUCCGGACCGCCGGUGCUGGGAAUCAGUUUAAUUCUCAAAAGAAAAAUCAGAAACAACAGCCACAGCAACAGGCUCAGUUGAAUUACCAGAAAGUUCAGCUCCGGCCGCGAGCUCCUGCGAUAGAUUCCGAUAAUUCGUCCGAACGAGAAGCGUUAUCGCCAGUUUCGAGUGACAGUUUACCGCCGGAGAGUCACGAGAGGAAGAGGGUGAAAGUGAAUCCAACUGGUGGAGAAGGGACAAGGAAAGGGAAAGGUUGGGGGAGUGCGGUGAGGGAAUUGACUCAGGCGAUUGUGAAAUUCGGUGAAGCUUAUGAACAAGCGGAGACAUCGAAGUUGCAGCAGGUGGUGGAGAUGGAGAAACAGAGGAUGAAGUUUUCAAAGGAUUUGGAGUUGCAGAGAAUGCAGUUUUUCAUGAAAACACAGAUGGAGAUUUCACAGCUCAAGCUUGGAAGAAGAAAAAGUGUUAAUGGAAAUGGUAAUGGUAAUGGUAACCCUAGCAAUCAUCAUAAAAACAUCAAUGAAAACAUCAACAACAACAACAACCAUAACAAUAAUAGUGACACUGAAUGAGUGAGUGAUGCUUAUGAUUAGGUUAAGGUUAGAUUCAAAUUUCAAUUCCAAUUGUGUAUGUGUUGAGUUAUGAUGGAUUAAGAUUAUCCAUUCACUGUUACAGUUAACUUAGUGAGAUGUUGUUGCAAAAGAGAGAAUAAAAAAAAAGAGGAGUGUGUUGUGUUAAAUAAAUUAGUAUAUCAAUGUAGCAUAUGUAUCAUUAUGUGUAACAAUGUUCUGAACUGUUGUUAUUAUCAGUAUCAUUGUUGAUAGCUUCUACUUUGAUACAAUGUACAUAUUGGAUUUGAAAACUGAUGUUUUCUAAUUUAGCCAAA